Cotesia glomerata is the source of this 985-nucleotide messenger RNA. RefSeq names its product protein lethal(2)essential for life-like. The record is from RefSeq and is a predicted model, not a curated record. NCBI's taxonomy places the organism in Eukaryota, Metazoa, Arthropoda, Insecta, Hymenoptera, Braconidae. Bases 176 to 757 code for a protein of 193 amino acids. Gene Ontology annotation, molecular function: protein folding chaperone. The transcript has a single exon. Gene Ontology annotation, biological process: response to heat; protein refolding.
CUAACACAUAAAAAGCCAGUCCGCGGUUGUUGACGCAUCAGUCUAAAGUUAAAACUCGACGAGGAAUCAACUUUGACAAGUUACUAAAGUAAUUCUUUGUAAUUACUCAUUACAAAGCUUAUAUAAAACUUUAUCAAGUGAUUAUUAAUAAAUUUAAUUAAAUAAAAACAUCAAGAUGUCACUUUUACCAUUGUUGUACUCAAACUGGUGGGAAGACUUGGAAGCGCCGCACAGUUUGGUUGACCAGGACUUCGGUCUAGGAUUACACCCGGCAAUAACAGCUCCAAAGAGCGUCAGCCUCUACUUGACACGACCAAAAACCCAGUCAAGAUACCCCGUGGACUACGUCCGACCCUGGAGCGAAGUUCUUCGUCGAGGCGCCGGUGGAGCGUCAACUGUCAAAGCCGACAAGGACAGCUUCCAUGUUUCAUUGGACGUCCAGCAAUUUGCACCAGAAGAGAUUAAUGUGAAAGUGGUUGACCGCUCGGUCGUCGUCGAGGGUAAACACGAGGAGAAGCAGGAUGAACAUGGCUUCGUCUCGCGUCAGUUCACCAGGCGCUACCUCAUCCCCGAGCAGUGCGAUAUUGAUCAUGUGUCAUCGAAGCUGUCUUCAGACGGAGUGCUCUCCAUCACUGUCCCACGUAAAGAACAGCCGAAAGUCGAAGGCGAGAGGAAGAUCAACAUCGAGCACACCGGCAAGCCGGCGAUUCGUGAGGCUGCUCCCGCAGAAGCUAAAGAUAAGAAAGAUGAGGCUUAAAUGCUUUUUUUUUUAUUAUUGUUAAUUAAAAAGACUCACUAUUAUUAAUGUUAUUUCAUUUUUUUUUUAAUUAAAUUUAACUUUAUUACAUUUAAUUAUAAAAUUUAAUUUUUAUUUUUUAAUAAAAGAACUAGUUAGGAUGUAAGUACUAGUCUCUACACUGUAGUUUUAUGUAUUCUCGAGAAUUUUUUUUAUAAAAGUAAAUAAAAAAAACACUCAUGAGUCAAA